Molecule: messenger RNA, 825 nt
Organism: Ostrinia furnacalis (Asian corn borer)
Lineage: Eukaryota; Metazoa; Arthropoda; Insecta; Lepidoptera; Crambidae
Product: dual specificity protein phosphatase MPK-4
Exons: 1
Coding region: 81-791 (236 amino acids)
Biological process (GO): negative regulation of MAPK cascade; protein dephosphorylation
Cellular component (GO): cytoplasm
Molecular function (GO): phosphoprotein phosphatase activity
Source: RefSeq, a predicted model, not a curated record
UCAUAAACGUCACAUCAAAAUUUACAAGCAAGUGCAAAGAAAAUACAAAUAAAAAUGUGAGGCACCCGCAAAGUAUUAUAAUGAUAAGUGUCAGAGGUUUAUUUAUGGUGAUGGUGAAAAGCGCGUUCAUUGUCGCCUUCCUGAGCAUUCCGAACCCAGUAAUCGCAUUCACAGGCCUCAAGAACUGGUCUAGGAAGGCUUUGUACCAUAAAGUCGACCUCUGCACUCAGUCCUGCUACAGCCAGAUCGUCCCAGGUCUCUACCUCAGCAAUGCAAGGGCAGCAGCCGACCAGAGCGUCCUACGACACCUUAACAUCACCCAUGUGCUCACCGUUGAGGCGCAUCGGCUUCCGAAGUCAACUUUCGCUAAUACAAACAUCAGUACGCUCUUCAUUCGGGCCGACGACACUCCUUCGACCAAUCUCAUGUCCUACUUCCCAAUGGCCAACGCCUUCAUCGAUGAAGGGCUGCAGAAAGGGAACGUCCUCGUGCAUUGUCACUUCGGGGUCUCCCGGUCCGCCACGAUUGUUAUCGCGUAUCUCAUGGAAAAAUACAGCCUGACGUUCGAGCAAGCAUACUUCUACGUCAGACAACGGAGACGCUUCAUAAACCCGAACCCUGGAUUCGUCAGUCAGUUGAAGGAGUACCAGCGAUUGAACUAUGACGUCAAAGGCUUCCAAAGAUUCGAAGCGUACAUGAACGUCAAUGCGAGGAAACACAAAUACAAGAUUGCAUCCUUAGCAGCCGUUUUGGUUGGGGUCCUAGUCCCAAUAGUUGUCCUGGUUGGUUAAAUUUACGUCAAGAUAAACAGAUCAAGUGCAUUAU